AAUCAAACUGGGUUUUAUGAAAAGAAACGAUCUUUUUGUGUUGGAUCUCGAAUUGGGUUUCUCGAAUCAAAUCCCCCAAUUUUUAGGGUUUAUAUCUGAUUGACUUCGAAAAAUCUGGGAUCAAAUUCUCCAAAUUCGCUUCGAUCUUCUUUAUUAUAUCUUUCCCCCAAUUUGUGAUUUGAUUUGAUUUUUCGUUCUUUUUUGUAUUUCACAGUUUUAAAAAACCUAUGGCGAACAUGAACUCUCUUCACCAGAUGAUCUUCCCAGACGAGAACGCUCCGAUUCAUCGCAAAAAGUCUGUUACUACUGCGGCUUCUGUGAAAUCUAAAGGAACUGUACUUGGUCAGAAGAAACCUGGUGGAGCUCGUAAGGCUCUGAAUGAUAUCACAAACAAGUCUGGGAUUCUUGCUAAAGCUUCUUCAAAGAAUAAUAAGCAAAUCGCUUCUGCUGCUUCUACUGCGAAAGAUGAGAUUGACAUAGCUGGGGAAAGGUUCUUACACGAUCACAGCAAAUGCAUCAAACAGCAGCAGAAUAUGUGGGAUGAUCACUUCUCUGCUGAUCUCAUUCUACUUAACCAUGGUUCAAGCAUCAAGGAGAAGCAUCUCAGUUAUGACAUGGAAAAGAUGGAUGCUAAGAACAAUCUGACUUACGACGAACCAGAAGAGAUUGCAUCUCCCAAGUUGACUGAUUGGCUUAAAAGCUCAACGCCAUGGCGCUCCCCAAUCAGACAUGGUUCUAUGAUGAUGCCUUCCACUCCUCUGGCUUGGAGGUUCGAUUCAACUGAGUUCACACUCACAGAAGACUCUGACCUCUUCUAAGUUUCAGUUUCUUUAAUGUCUUUUAAAAAUAUUCAUCCUUCAGAUGAAGUAGUAGUAGCGAUUAUCUUUUGUUCAGCUCAACAAUGUUUCAGCUCUUCAUAAAACUACUCUUUGUAACUGGUUUCAGGAAUUAAAGUUGGAAUCUUUUCAAGCA
Molecule: messenger RNA, 972 nt
Organism: Camelina sativa (false flax)
Lineage: Eukaryota; Viridiplantae; Streptophyta; Magnoliopsida; Brassicales; Brassicaceae
Source: RefSeq, a predicted model, not a curated record